AUGAUAAUAUCUGACUGUUUUCGUCAUUCAUGGAAUUGGAUAACUCACUUAAACUUGAAGAGUAUAAAAGUGCAGACAGAGAGAAUGAAAAUGAUUGUUUCCAGGAUGUUGAUGACUGCGAUUGUUCUUUCAGUGGUAGUCGAUUCGAUAGUUGCAUCAGACUGCUAUGAAUGCAUAAAUUGUAAACAUGUGGAUAGACGUACUCCAAGAAAAAGUAAUUGUGGAGGUUGUCUUAAAUAUGUGUUUAAUGGGCAGGGCAAUCGCGUAGACAGACAGUGUGUAGCUACCUGUAAUGGCGUACAACAAACGACAGAUUACAGAGUCUACUGCUGCAGAGGGAAUUUAUGCAAUUCCAGCUCGAAAGUCACACUGAACGCAACAUUUAUUUAUUCGAUUCUUUUUAUCGCUGUAACUACAAUAUUUUAUAACAAAUGA
Trichobilharzia regenti is the source of this 435-nucleotide messenger RNA. NCBI's taxonomy places the organism in Eukaryota, Metazoa, Platyhelminthes, Trematoda, Strigeidida, Schistosomatidae. The record is from the annotation of a GenBank genome assembly.